Molecule: messenger RNA, 1124 nt
Organism: Triplophysa dalaica
Lineage: Eukaryota; Metazoa; Chordata; Actinopteri; Cypriniformes; Nemacheilidae
Gene: atp23
Product: ATP23 metallopeptidase and ATP synthase assembly factor homolog
Exons: 6
Coding region: 66-836 (256 amino acids)
Biological process (GO): mitochondrial proton-transporting ATP synthase complex assembly; mitochondrial protein processing
Cellular component (GO): extrinsic component of mitochondrial inner membrane
Molecular function (GO): metalloendopeptidase activity
Source: RefSeq, a predicted model, not a curated record
UUUAUUUUGAAACCAAGCACCGCGCUUGCGUGACCUUUGAGCUAGUGCGCACGGCGGAUAUUGCAAUGGCUCCAAGUGAAGAAAAUAAAGAGAAUUUGUUUACCAACAAACAAGCACCGGAUGAUAAUAAAGCGGCGGACAGCGAGGGGAAGGAUGAGGAUUUCGGGUACGGUUUAUAUCCGGACAGAACGCGCAGAAAAUACAAGGAGGGCUCGAUCGGAGAGAGUCUGUUCACCUUUAAACACAAGUGUAACAUCAUGCUGCAGUUCACACUGGACACUAGUCCAUACGCUAAACUUCUGCUGGGGGCCAUGAGAAACUCCGGCUGUACAGUUUAUAAAGACAGACAUUUCUCCUGUGAGGAUUGUGAUGGGACGGUCAGUGGAGGAUUUGAUGCUGCUUCGUCUCAGAUUGUUUUGUGUCAGAAUAACAUUCAUCAGCAGGCUCAUAUGAAUCGAGUGGUCACACAUGAACUGAUUCAUGCUUUCGAUCACUGCAGAGCUCGAGUGGACUGGUUCAGUAACUUCAGACAUUUGGCUUGUUCGGAGAUUCGAGCGGCCAAUCUGAGCGGCGACUGUUCCUUCGUCAAUGAGAUCUCCAGAUUUAACUUUGGCCUCAAGGAACAUCAUCAGGAAUGCGUCCGCAGUCGCGCGCUGCGCUCCAUCCUCGCCGUGAGGAAGGUGAGCAGGGAGGAGGCUGAGCGAGUGGUGGAUGAGGUGUUUGACAGCUGUUUCAAUGACCACGCCCCCUUCGGUCGCAUCCCACACAGCAAGAAGGACGCAAAGUUUGCCCAAAGGGAUUUUGAGAACAGAGACCGAUACCAUGCAAACCUGUAGAUCACACAAAAAAAUGCAGCGUCUCUCUGUGUUUUUAUUCUCACAACGGUGCUUUAAAGUGACCUGAGUAACAAAUAAUCUGCGUUUAUCACAGACAGCUGAAGAAGAUUCACUGUCCAGUCCAUUGUGUCAGUGUGUUUUCUGUGUGUCGUUGUCAAGAACACAUGCUUGUCGUUUUCAUCAUUUGAUCUGCACUAAAAUCUUUUAAUUGACAACAAAUGAGGAAAAACCCGCUUUAUAUCGGUAUUGUUUGAAAGGGAUGAAAUAAACCUGUAAUUUAUUAAAGAA